AUGGCAAAUAUUUAUAGUUGCUGCUAUUUAAGUCGAAGAUUAAAUCAGCUAUCCAGCCAUGAUCCAUUGUGGAAAAGACACUGCAAGAAAUACUGGCUUAUUUCAGAAGAGGAAAAAAGUCAACGAAAUCAGAGCUGGAAAGCCAUCUUCAUCAGUACCUACUCUGACCUAGGAAGAUACAUCCGAUACUAUGCUACGUUGAAAAAAGCCUGGGAUGACCUAGAGAAAUACUUAGGACAGCGGUGUCCUCGGAUGAUUGGUUCUUUGAAAGAGAGUGUGCGGGAGGAAGAUCUAGAUGCUGUGGAAGCACAAAUAGGUUGCAAACUCCCUGAUGACUAUCGAUGUUCAUUUCGCAUUCAUAAUGGACAGAAGCUAGUUGUUCCUGGUUUGAUGGGAAGCAUGGCACUGUCGAACCACUACCGCUCUGAAGACUUGUUGGAUAUCGACACAGCGGCUGGAGGUUUUCAACAGAGGCUAGGUCUGAAACAAUGCCUUCCUCUUACUUUUUGCAUUCACACUGGCCUGAGUCAAUACAUGGCCCUGGAGAGUGUGGAGGGACGAAAUAAAUACGAGAUCUUCUAUCAAUGUCCAGACCAAAUGGCUCGCAAUCCAUCUGCUAUUGAUAUGUUCAUUACAGGUACAUCUUACUUGGAAUGGUUUACAUCCUAUGUAAACAAAGUUGUAACUGGUGGUUAUCCUAUCAUCAGAGACCAGAUUUUCAGGUAUGUGCAUGAUAAAGAAUGUGUCGCUACCACAGGAGAUAUUACUGUUUCUGUGUCCACAUCUUUUCUACCUGAACUCAGUUCUGUGCAUCCACCGCAUUAUUUCUUCACUUACAGAAUCAGGAUUGAAAUGUCCAAAGAUGCUCUUCCUGAGAAGGCUUGUCAGCUGGACAGUCGAUACUGGAGAAUAACAAAUGCCAAAGGCGAUGUAGAAGAAGUUCAGGGUCCUGGAGUAGUUGGGGAGUUUCCAAUUAUCAGUCCAGGGAGAGUCUAUGAAUAUACCAGCUGUACUACGUUUUCCACAACAUCUGGAUAUAUGGAGGGGUAUUACACCUUCCAUUGCCUCUACUACAAGGACAAAUUCUUCAACGUCACAAUUCCCAGAUUUCAUAUGGUGUGUCCAACAUUCAAGGUGUCUACAGCACGAAUGGAAACAAAUCAUAAUGAAUAUGCAGUGGAUGAAGACGAAGAUUCCACAGACACUGAUGAAUAUGAAGAUCGACGUAGAGUGUUGGACAUUCCUGCACCUUCUGGACGCUGCCCACGUCAUACCUGACGGGAUUUUUUUCAAAACAAAAUAAACUGUUUUCAGAAGCUGAACUCUUUGGGGCUAGUGCAUAAGAAUAUUUCUGACUAUUGUAAAUGAACUUUCUGUUGCACAUCAGGGCAACUAGCAUGAAUGUUGGUGCCAGUUCUAAUAUUCAUCAGAGUAUAACUUUUUUUUUUUUCCUGGUUUGGAAGUGGGGAGAGGGGGCUUGGGGGGGGACGGGGAGGGAGGGAGGGAGAGGAAGAGAAAGGUGUUUGAGCUUUGGUCACUUUUUUCUGAAGUGCGAAACAGCUUGAUAGUCCGAGGUAAUCAUAUCUUACAUUUUUAAACUAUUGCCUAUUUAUGAUCAUAUUGCAAAUAUGGUGUGGGGAUUUGUUUUUAUACAAGCAUUUAAAAUUAGCAAUAGACAAGAUGGCAAAAAAGGUGU
Molecule: messenger RNA, 1696 nt
Organism: Nipponia nippon (crested ibis)
Lineage: Eukaryota; Metazoa; Chordata; Aves; Pelecaniformes; Threskiornithidae
Source: RefSeq, a predicted model, not a curated record